Messenger RNA from Felis catus (domestic cat), 2385 nucleotides. It is a transcript of the gene NADSYN1, whose product is annotated as NAD synthetase 1. Gene Ontology annotation, cellular component: cytoplasm. Gene Ontology annotation, molecular function: NAD+ synthase (glutamine-hydrolyzing) activity; glutaminase activity; ATP binding. Gene Ontology annotation, biological process: NAD+ biosynthetic process. The record is from RefSeq and is a predicted model, not a curated record. Bases 73 to 2352 code for a protein of 759 amino acids. The transcript is spliced from 21 exons. Lineage: Eukaryota; Metazoa; Chordata; Mammalia; Carnivora; Felidae.
CGCCUUCCAGAGCCCUCUAGUCCCGGCAGGACCCGCGCGGCGCCGGGAAGUGCCCGGGACUCUGCCGCCGGGAUGGGUCGGAGAGUGACCGUGGCCACCUGCGCGCUCAACCAAUGGGCUCUGGACUUCGAGGGCAAUUUGCAGAGGAUUUUAAAGAGUAUCGAAAUUGCCAAAUGCAAAGGAGCAACAUACAGGCUUGGACCAGAGUUGGAAAUAUGCGGCUACGGGUGCUGGGAUCAUUAUUACGAGUCGGACACCCUCUUGCAUUCGCUCCAAGUCCUGGCUGCCCUUUUGGAGUCUCCAGUCACUCAGGAUAUCAUCUGUGACGUGGGAAUGCCCGUGAUGCACCGGAACGUCCGCUACAACUGCAGGGUGAUAUUUCUCAACAGGAGGAUCCUGCUCAUCAGGCCCAAAAUGGCCUUGGCAAACGAGGGCAACUAUCGGGAGCUACGCUGGUUUACCCCCUGGUCCAGGACUCGGCAAACAGAGGAGUAUUUUCUCCCCCGGAUGCUGCAGAGCCUGACAAAGCAGGAAACCGUGCCCUUUGGAGACGCGGUGCUGGCCACCCGCGACACCUGCAUCGGGAGCGAGAUCUGUGAGGAGCUCUGGACGCCCCACAGCCCGCACGUGGACAUGGGCCUGGACGGCGUGGAGAUCUUCACCAACGCCUCGGGCAGUCACCACGUGCUACGCAAAGCCCACGCCAGGGUGGAUCUGGUGACCAUGGCUACCACCAAGAACGGCGGGAUCUACUUGCUGGCCAAUCAGAAGGGCUGUGACGGGGACCGACUGUACUACGAUGGCUGUGCCCUGAUAGCGAUGAACGGCCACAUCUUGGCGCAGGGCUCCCAGUUCUCCCUGGACGACGUGGAAGUUCUCACCGCGACGCUGGAUUUGGAGGACGUCCGGAGCUACAGGGCGGAGAUUUCAUCUCGAAACCUGGCGGCCAGCAAGGCGAGCCCCUACCCCCGAGUGAAGGUGGACUUCGCCCUCUCGUCCCGCGAGGACCUGCUGGAGCCUCUGUCCGAGCCCCUCGAGUGGAAGUACCACAGUCCCGCCAAGGAGAUCAGCCUUGGACCCGCCUGCUGGCUCUGGGAUUUCUUAAGACGCAGCCAGCAGGCCGGCUUCUUCCUGCCCCUGAGUGGUGGCGUGGACAGCGCGGCCACCGCCUGCCUCGUCUACUCCAUGUGCCGCCAGGUCUGCGAGGCCGUGAAUAACGGAAAUCAGGAAGUGCUGGCCGACGUCCGGACCAUCGUGGACCAGCUCGACUACAUGCCCCGGGACCCCCGAGAGCUCUGCGGGCGCGUGCUGACGACCUGCUACAUGGCCAGCGAGAACUCCUCCCGGGAGACGCGUGACAGAGCCGCGGAGCUGGCCCGGCAGAUCGGCAGCCACCACAUCGGUCUCGACAUCGACCCCGCGGUCAAGGCCGUCGUGGGCAUCUUCAGCCUGGCGACGGGGAAGAGGCCCCUGUUCGCAGUUCACGGAGGAAGCCGCCGGGAAAACCUGGCGCUACAGAACGUGCAGGCUCGGAUACGGAUGGUCGUGGCCUAUCUGUUUGCUCAGCUGAGCCUCUGGGCCCGGGGCGCUCGCGGUGGACUGCUGGUGCUCGGAUCGGCCAACGUGGAUGAGAGGUGCGUGUGCCCGACUCCCGAGCACCCAGGUCUCCGAGGCCUCCUCGGCUACCUGACCAAGUACGACUGCUCCAGCGCGGACAUCAACCCCAUAGGCGGCAUCAGCAAGACGGACCUCAGGGCCUUCGUCCACUUCUGCCUCGAGCACUUCCAGCUCCCCGCCCUGGAGGGCAUCCUGGCAGCACCGGCCACCGCAGAGCUGGAGCCCUUGGCCGACGGACGGGUGUCCCAGACGGACGAGGAAGACAUGGGCAUGACGUACGCGGACCUGUCCGUCUACGGCAGACUCCGGAAGGUCGCCAAGACCGGGCCCUAUGGCAUGUUCUGCAAGCUCGUCAGCCUGUGGAAAGACGUGUGUUCCCCGCGGCAGGUGGCUGACAAGGUGAGGUGGUUUUUCUGCAAGUACUCCAUGAACAGGCACAAGAUGACCACGCUCACACCCGCGUACCACGCAGAAAGCUACAGCCCCGACGACAACAGGUUCGACCUGCGGCCGUUUCUCUACAACACCAGCUGGCCCUGGCAGUUCCGGUGCAUAGAGGCCCAGGGACCCCCGCGAUGCGCUGAGGCGCGUCCUGCCAGACUUGCCCAGUGCACGUGCUCUGCACCCUUCCCACGUCUCUGCACAUUGUGGGGACUGCCUCGCAGCUGCUCGUCCAGUCCCGCGACGGCCCCCCUAGCUGGGUGUGAACCGGCGUGUUCCAUAGCGUGGUUGUGAGCGUCCAGCCGUGGACGUGCGCGUGGCUUCUCC